AUGUCUGCGAGAAGCUUCGGUGCCACCGCUAUCCGCAGCCUGGCACGCUCGCAUCGAGCUCCUACAAUCCGACCUCGAUCUCGUGCCCAACUGAUGAGCCCCAGGAAAUUCUCACACAGAGCGACACCGUACUUCAGUCCGCAUCAACCAUGGAGGAAAAAAUCAGCUGCAAUCUUCGCUGCAGCAGCCGUCGUCGCCAUUGUCUACACUUCUCGGUUCAAUGAAGUUCGGGCAGAAGCUCCUCCAGCGCCUACUCCUGAGCCGCCGGAGCUGAUAGUUGAGGAACCAAAGAAGAAAAAGGGCGUUUCGAAAGAGGAAAAUCGGGAUAUGAUUAGUUCCCAGCAUCUACAAGUCAAGAAGAGCUGGGAAAAUCCGGGAGUAUAUGCAUGGGGAUCGAACGCUUCCAAAGUUGCGGCUCCUGGUUCGAAGGACGUCUAUGUCAAGACCCCGAGAAGAAUACCCUACUUCGACGAUGUUCUACUUCGGGAUAUCAAGCUCGAUAUGAACUUUGGCGCCGCCGUCCUGGAGAAUGGGGAUCUUGUUCAAUGGGGAGCCGGAUACUCUGAUGCCACAGAGCAACCAACCGCCACAUUCAAGGGUAAAAAUCUUACUUCCAUUGAGAUAUCGAAAGAUCGUAUCAUCGGGUUAUCGAAGAAUGGAACAGUCUAUUCCAUUCCUGUUUCGAAGGUGGAUCAAGACAGUGGAUUCAAGCCGAUCGAGAGCUCUUGGAUGGGGUAUUUUGGUAAAAGGUCCGAUAUCAGCUACAGGAAACUUCAGCCAAAGAAUUUGGGUAUGUUUGAGAAAGUCACAGCUAUUAGCGGAGGGUUGGAGCAUGUUGUCUUGCUCACGAACGCCGGUAGAGCGUAUACUGCUGCUUCUGGGACCGAGGAUUUCCCAAGCCGUGGACAGUUGGGAGUUCCAGGCUUAACGUGGCUGACACGUCCGAAAGGCCCUUACGAUAUGUGCCAUGAGCUUGAGACGCUUAAAGGCUUCAAGAUUCAGAAGGUGGUCUCUGGUGACCUGCAUUCUGUGCUACUAGACAAAAGCGGGAGAGUGUUUGUCCUGGGUGACAAUUCGUCAGGCCAAUUGGGUAUCGAUUCCACCGAAUCGCCUUAUGUUGAGACACCGACUCCACUACCGAUCAACGGUUGGUACCAAGGCGCCAACCAAGUACCAAAAGUCACCAACGUCUUUGCCGGAGGGAAGAAUAGCAUCUUCACCAUUGAUGCCACACGUGUUGCAGGCCGACUUGAAGACCCGGCUGGCAUUCGUAAUCUCGGUCGUGUAACAGCGGACGCAUGGAUCUGCGGGCGAGGUAUCAAAGGGUCCCUUGCCAACGGGAAAUGGACACAUAUUCAAGAGAAGCCGGUCAAAAUCCCAGCCUUGAGUGGUCUUUUUGAAUACGACGAGAAGAAGCAUCGUUCCAUACCCAUUCGCAUGGCCAAUUUCUCCAUCGGUUCCGAGCACACUGCUGCAGUGAUGGCCAAUGUCACCUACCUGGAUGCCAACGAGCGAGGCUCCGAGGACGACACAAACUGGGGUGCUGACGUCUUAUGGUGGGGCGGCAACGAGUACUACCAGCUUGGAACUGGGAAGAGGAACAACGUCGCCACGCCGCUAUAUAUUCGUCCGCUAGAUAUGGCGGCGGAGAUCGAGGUGGGCAGGAAAGACGAGCACCGCUUUCAUAUCACGCCCAAACACAAGGUGAAGGUGAAGGGUCGGAAAGUGGAAAUCGAGCAACGUGUCGAAUGCGGCAGGAAUGUGACUGCUGUGUACUCGGGGGUGUGA
Molecule: messenger RNA, 1788 nt
Organism: Rhinocladiella mackenziei CBS 650.93
Lineage: Eukaryota; Fungi; Ascomycota; Eurotiomycetes; Chaetothyriales; Herpotrichiellaceae
Exons: 1
Coding region: 1-1788 (595 amino acids)
Biological process (GO): mitochondrial respiratory chain complex III assembly
Cellular component (GO): mitochondrial inner membrane
Source: RefSeq, a predicted model, not a curated record